This is a messenger RNA of Rosa chinensis, 1519 nucleotides long. Its product is annotated as flavin-containing monooxygenase FMO GS-OX-like 3. The transcript has 8 exons. The record is from RefSeq and is a predicted model, not a curated record. Bases 15 to 1424 code for a protein of 469 amino acids. Gene Ontology annotation, molecular function: flavin adenine dinucleotide binding; NADP binding; N,N-dimethylaniline monooxygenase activity. Lineage: Eukaryota; Viridiplantae; Streptophyta; Magnoliopsida; Rosales; Rosaceae.
CAUUUGUGCCAGCGAUGGCGGAUGCUAGCUCUGCUCAUUUGACUGCAAUGCGUCCCUUAUCCAGCCACGUAGCAGUGAUCGGCGCCGGUGCCAGCGGUUUGGUGGCGGCACGUGAGCUUCGGCGGGAAGGUCACAACGUCGUAGUGUUCGAGAAAGGAGACCAAUUGGGUGGCAAUUGGGUGUACACCCCAGAAGUGGAGUCCGACCCAAUUGGUCUUCACCCAAACAGAACCAUAGUCCACUCCAGCAUGUACCAGUCUCUGAGGACUAACCUCCUCAGAGAGAUCAUGGGGUUUCGGGACUACCCAUUUGCGGCAAAGGAAGAAGAUGAAGAGAGAGACCCCAGAAGGUUUCCGGGUCACAGAGAGGUGUUGAAGUACUUGAAUGACUUCGCCGGCGAGUUUGGGAUUUGUGAGAUGGUGAGGUUUGAGACUGAGGUGGUGUUCGUGGGUUUGGUGGAGGGUGGCAAGUGGAUAGUGAAGUCCAAGAGCAAGACAAGUGAUGAGGGUUUGGAAGAGAUUUAUGAUGCUGUGGUCGUUUGUUGUGGGCAUUAUACUCAGCCUCGUGUAGCAGAAAUUUCAGGUAUCACUACAUGGAAAGGGCGGCAAAUUCACAGCCACAACUAUCGAACUCCUGAGCCGUUUCGAGAUCAGGUUGUAAUUUUGAUAGGGAGCUCCAGUAGUGCUACUGAUAUCUAUCGGGACAUCGCUGGAGUUGCCAAAGAGGUUCACAUUUCAUCUAGAUCUAUUGCUUCCGAAACCAAAGAGAAGAAGCCUCAGUUUGAUACGAUGCGGCUUAACGCUAUGAUUAAUAGUGGCUAUGAAAACAUGUGGGUUCGCUCUAAGAUUAAAAGUGUCCAUGAAGAUGGUAGUGUUGUUUUCAUAGAUGGGAGUGUUGUCGUCGCUGACACCAUUCUUCAUUGCACAGGGUACAAAUAUCAUUUCCCUUUUCUUGAAACCAAUGGCAUUGUAACCGUGGAUGGAGAUGACAACCGUGUUGGCCCACUGUUCAAGCAUGUCUUCCCGCCUGCCUUGGCACCGUCGCUUUCUUUUGUUGGGGUACCAUGGAAGACCGUUCCUUUCCCCAAUUUUGAACUUCAAAGCAAGUGGAUAGCAGGAGUUUUGUCGAAUCGAAUUGCGCUUCCAUCCAAAGAGGAGAUGAUGAAGGAUGUCAAAGCUUACUACUCGUCACUUGAAGCUUCUGGCAAACCUACACGACACACUCAUGACAUUUUUGAUUAUCGGGGUGAAUAUGCUGAUUGGCUUGCGGUACAAUGUGGGUCUCCAGUCCUAGAAGAAUGGAGAGAACAAAUGAUGUUGACAGUAGCAAAGAAUUGGUUAGUCCGACCCAAGACAUAUCAAGAUGAGUGGGAUGAUAACCAUUUAGUACUGCAAGCUUAUGAGAGCUUCAAGAAUGGAGUAUAAGUUAUUAGAAGUGAUGUGAAAUCAACCUGUGCCAGAUGAAUUCCAAUCAUGAAAUGAUUACCUUGUUUCUUGUUGAAAGUUCAUCCAAUUAUCUA